Molecule: messenger RNA, 2164 nt
Organism: Vigna umbellata (rice bean)
Lineage: Eukaryota; Viridiplantae; Streptophyta; Magnoliopsida; Fabales; Fabaceae
Product: clathrin adaptor complexes medium subunit family protein
Biological process (GO): endosomal transport
Cellular component (GO): AP-type membrane coat adaptor complex; lysosome; cytosol
Source: RefSeq, a predicted model, not a curated record
ACCUGAUGGGAUAAUUUGAAUAGAAUAUAGAAGGGUGGAGGAAUGAACGAUCGGAGUAGCAACCAUGUCCAGUGGAUGCAAAAUCAGAGCUAUAUGGAUUCUGAACAACCUCGACGUUGUCGUUUUCUCAAGGAGAUUUCCGGUGGUGGAGAAGCGUUGGCGAGCUGCUUGCAACGCCGGCAAUGACUCCGAUCAACUCUUCACUUCCUUACCCACUAACUCCGACCUCACUGAUGCCUUUCUCGACCGAAAGCAUAGGGAGGGAUCUGCGCGAGGUUUUGGGAUACGCAAGAGUAAUUCAACUCUGGGAUCAGAUUCUUGGGUGGAUGAUCCCAUAACUCGUCAUGUUGUCGGUCUUUACAUUAACAAAGAAGAGGAGGACAUCAAGAAUCUGUUGUGGCCUUUAGUCUUGCACACGAAGGGCCUUUACAGUAUACUUAUUCUACCAAUGGUUGAGCCUAGGCAUUUAAGGGCAUAUGCAAGGUUGUGUAAAAGAUCUGAUUGUGGAACUGCUCUUGGCAUGGAUGAUGGCUUGUCUUCCCUCUUGUUGGAUCUUCCAUCGGUAACAGGGGCUUUUAUGGUAGCACAUGCUAUUGGGGACUUAAUUACCGGCGACACCGUAGAACCAGAAGUGAUUGUAAGUGCAGCUCCCUCUGUUGGAGGGCUUUUUGAUUCACUCACUGGUAGUAUAGGCAUUUCUUCCAGGGCAAAACCUGUAACUCCACCUGUUGCUUCUUCAUCCCCUUCAAGUACAUCUGUACCAGGGUCAGUUACAGCCGAUGCUCCAAAAAUUGGGUCUAGACCAUUGGAUAAAGAUGCACUCAGAACAUUUAUCAGUAGUUCAAUGCCCUUUGGCACACCCUUGGACCUUAAUUAUUCUAAUAUUUUUACUAUAAAGGCCAAUGGUUUUUCUGCAACGGAUUUGCCUCCUUCGGACCAAAAGCAGCCAGCUUGGAAACCAUAUUUAUACAAAGGAAAGCAGAGAAUAUUGUUUACCAUUCAUGAGACUAUUCACGCGGCUCUGUAUGACAGAGAUGAAAUUCCAGAUACUAUAUCAGUUUCUGGUCAAAUAAAUUGUCGAGCUGAUUUGGAAGGGUUGCCAGAUGUGUCAUUUCCCUUGGGUGGGUUGCACAGAGCAAGCCUUGAAGUUUUAUCAUAUCAUCCUUGUGCUCAAGUUUCAGAUCAAGGUUUGGACAAGCAAGGUGUGAUGUUUUCUCCACCGUUAGGUAAUUUUGUGUUGAUGCGUUAUCAGGCAACUUGUGGCCUUGGACCCCCCUUAAAGGGAUUCUAUCAGUUGUCUAUGGUUUCUGAGGACAAAGGCGCAUUUCUAUUCAAGUUACAUUUAAUGGAAGGAUAUAAGGCCCCUUUGACAAUGGAGUUCUGUACCGUGACUAUGCCCUUUCCUAGGAGGAGGAUUGUGUCUUUGGAUGGGACUCCUUCUGUGGGAACAGUUUCAACUUCAGAGCACUCUGUUGAAUGGAAAAUUGUGACAAGUGGCCGAGGACUGACUGGAAAAAGUAUUGAAGUGACCUUCCCUGGAACUGUCAAGUUUGCAGCAUGGAAAAACCAAAGGUUGUCUUCCUCCAUGUCAUCCUUUGGAAUCGAUGCUGACGAGGAUAGUGAUAAUGAGGCAGAGAAUGCCAGUAACAUGGUUAACGAAGAACAUUUGAUGGAGAAAAUGAAUAAGGAUCUUCCUCCAGUUGAUUUAGAGGAGCCAUUUUGCUGGCAGGCAUACAAUUAUGCUAAAGUAUCAUUCAAGGUUGUCGGGGCAUCAGUAUCUGGAAUUGCCGUUGAUCCUAAAUCUGUGGGCAUCUAUCCAGCUGUAAAAGCACCUAUGGAGUUUUCAGCUCAGGUUACUUCUGGGGACUAUAUUCUGUGGAAUACUCUUGGCAAGUGUCCAAAUGUAGCCACAAUAAAAAGUUAAGUAUGAAUGGCCACCGAGGGAUGUCUAAAUGAUGUGGAAUACUCUGGAAUGGUGUUUUUUUCUUUGCCGAGUAUUGUGGAGACAGUAUGUUAUUGAAUCUUUCUCCUAGUGGCCAUUUAGAAAGUAAUAAAUGUUUUUGGAGUUGUAAUUAGGAUGGGAUUAGUUGACAGGAAGUAUUGGUCUCUCAACAAACAUAUACUAUUAUCAGCAUGUUAUGAAAAGUAAAUUUUACCGAUCUAA